This is a messenger RNA of Penicillium olsonii, 1335 nucleotides long. NCBI's taxonomy places the organism in Eukaryota, Fungi, Ascomycota, Eurotiomycetes, Eurotiales, Aspergillaceae. The record is from the annotation of a GenBank genome assembly.
AUGUGGAUCAACUGCGGCAAGUUGUCGGACUUCACCCAGGCCCGAUAUGUGGUUCGACUCAACACCGGCAAGAAGCUGGUCCUAUUCCGCCUCCCGACGAUCGACCCGUCCAGUUUAAAAGUCAACGAAACAUCCGAUGGCUGGUCCUACUACGCCAUGGAAGCGGAAUGCCCGCAUGCCGGUGGACCCAUGGCCGACUCCUCAGUCGACAUCGAAGACUCCGCAUACGUCGCGUCCUGCCCGUGGCACGCCUACGACUUCAAUGUCGAGACCGGCGAGUCCAGCGUUGGUCUGAAGGCAUGCACAUUCCCUGUCGAUGUGCAGGGUGAAUUCGUCGCACUUGAUUUCCCCACAGAAGACGGCGCCUCAGUCUCACUCGCCAGCGUGGACCCGGUAAGCGAGAAAGUCAAACUAAAGCACCCGAGACCCUCGAAGCCUGAACCCGCGCGCGAAGAUCCCGGCAUGGCGCGAUACCUAGACGAGAGCGCCACGCUGUGCGAUUGGGCUGCGCAUGUUCUCAAUACCGCGAAUCCGGAGCACAAGAUCGAGCUGACGACGCAUCUGUUUGCGAUCUUUGUCGAGAGGGAAGGCACCGAUUCGCCCAUGCCUCUUGGGCGGGGCACUGUCGCGGCGCCGGAUCAGCCGCCACGCGAGAAGAUGGAGAUUGUGAACCCGGGGCAGAUGCCCAAGGCUGGACGAGGCGGGACCUUGAAGAGCCGGAUCGCCAUGCUCCAUGCGCUAGCCAAUAUCGAGCUCUGGGCCAUCGAUCUCGCAAUCGAUAUUUGUAUUCGAUUCGCCACUUUCCAGACAGACGGCACGGGACAGGAACUGCCGCGCACUUUCUUCCACGACUGGUUGAAGGUUGCGAACGACGAAGCUAAGCAUUUCUCCCUUCUUCGGACUCGACUCGAGGAAAUGGGCGCUGCCUUCGGCUCCCUCCCUGUCCACCACAGCCUGUGGCUCUCAGCAACAGAGACAGCGUACGAUCUGCGCGCGAGAAUCAGCAUUGUCGCUUUGGUGCACGAGGCGCGCGGUCUGGACGUUAACCCCAUGACGAUUGCCAAGUUCCGGAAGGCUGGCGAUGACGAGAGCGUGGAGGCUUUAGAGGUCAUUCACAAUGAUGAGAUUACUCAUGUCACCACUGGACACCGCUGGUUGACGUGGAUCUGCGACCAGGAGGGAACGGAUCCUGUGCAGGUGUUCCGAUCGAACGUGAAGAAGCACUUUAGCGGUCCGAUCCGCGGACCCUUUAAUGAGGAGGCGCGUCUGCAGGCUGGGAUGGAUCGACGUUACUACGAUGAUUUCGGACCCAGUCCGGAGAUCCUGGCUUCAUGA